Glycine soja is the source of this 1607-nucleotide messenger RNA. RefSeq lists its product as uncharacterized. Lineage: Eukaryota; Viridiplantae; Streptophyta; Magnoliopsida; Fabales; Fabaceae. The transcript has 5 exons. The coding region runs from base 202 to 1149 and encodes 315 amino acids. The record is from RefSeq and is a predicted model, not a curated record.
ACAGGCACUGGGCCCACCCUCUCUCUCUCUCUCUCUUUUUCUCAUUCUCGAGUAUUCUAUUCUUCAUCUGCCUAUUAAUUAAGUAACUAAAUCCCGGUAGCUUCAUUUUCCAAACCCAGUUAUUACUUACUGCCCAAACAAGCAUAAGAAGCAGUGCUGUUUAUAUGCUUCUCCACCCAUAAUUCCUCCCCUAUCAUAUUUAUGGCUGUUGAACUACACACUUCGCUUCCUUCUCACUUAUUCCCCGACGACAACCACGACGUCGUUUCGUCACAGCAUAACCACAAAGACGACAUCCACCACGCCUCAGCUUUAAACCCGCUCCCCGAGCUUCCCAUGAAGGACAACGACGACGAUUUCAUCUCCGAGUUAACUCACCGCAUGGCUCGCUUUUUGCUUCCAGAUGACGACACUUUCGAUUUCUCUUCCAUCGAUCUUGAUUCGUCACGGGACUCAAAACAGGGGAGUCCAGAAGGUUCAUCUCAGGAGGCAUCAGCGCCAGCUACACCUGAAGAGUGUUGUUGGAAGAGCAGCUACGACAUGUUUGGAACGGUUGAGGAGAUGAAGCUUAACGAAACAGGAAAUUCCAACAACAAGCUUCUUCGUAGCUCCAAUAUUGAACUCUAUUCUUACCAAUCUCUAAUUCAGGAACAGAUUCGAGCCAUUGAAAUGUCUGGGGUGAAGCCAGAGCAUGUGGUGGUGUCUCCGAAGCGGAAACCCAGUACGCGUAGAGCGCAGACAUACGAGGCCAAGAAAGGAAACGGACAGAGGGCCCGUCCGUCACGACCCGGCCCACAGCAAGGCGGUGCGGGGAUGCGGGUCCUGUUUCUGAAAGGGCCCGGUUCUAGAGCUGGGACUGGCGUCUUCUUGCCGCGUGGUGAUGUAGCCACUACACCAUCCGAUUCAACCAACAAACAAGGUAAAGGUUGCUCCACUGUUCUUAUACCUGCCAGAGUUGUCCAGGCUUUGCAACUCCACUUCGACCAAAUGGCUGCCACGUCUGGGCCCAAAGCCGGUGGCUUCCCUCCUCUUCAUGAUGUUCUAGUGAGUAACAGGGAUGGAAUGUAUUCACUUCAGAAGCCCCGGUCACAGAACGCGCCGGCAAGUAUCCAGAAUGAUACGAUUCUGCCUCAAGAGUGGACGUAUUGAGAAAUACACAUCACAUGCACAUGCAUUUCCCAUUACUCCUCUUUUUACAAUAAUAAUCCUGUUUUGGCAGUUUUUUGCCCAAACUGAAGAACAAAGAAACGAAGAUAGGUCUGAAACUGUGAAGUGAAGUGAAGAAGAAUAAACCAGAAAAGAAAUUCCAAUACUACACAGGGAAUCUUUUUACACGCAGAGUACGACAACUAGGGAUCAAUAUACGGAUUUAAUAAAUAUGUCUGUGUUUUGCUAUUUCUUAUGGGGUAUAAGUUUGCGUAGGUGUAUACUACUACGUACGUACGUACUCGUGAGUCCUGACAGAGGAUGUCUUUUAAAAUCCUUUGUAAUAAUUCAGCUUAGUUAUGGGCCUCUGCCUUAUUUGCCUGCUCUGUUAUUAUUACCUCGCCCACUGUUCUAUUACAUGGCCUAAACCAUUAUAAAUUAAUUAAAUUGGAUUGAGCUUA